This is a messenger RNA of Oryzias latipes (Japanese medaka), 2989 nucleotides long. RefSeq names its product UV-stimulated scaffold protein A (gene uvssa). Gene Ontology annotation, cellular component: chromosome. Gene Ontology annotation, molecular function: RNA polymerase II complex binding. The record is from RefSeq and is a predicted model, not a curated record. Gene Ontology annotation, biological process: response to UV; transcription-coupled nucleotide-excision repair. Lineage: Eukaryota; Metazoa; Chordata; Actinopteri; Beloniformes; Adrianichthyidae.
AACGGUUCUGAGUUUUCGUCACUUUGGGUUCAUUCACCGCGCUAUGAACUGGCGUAGACAAAAACUCAUGGAGGAACAUCAGACAUAUUUUCAAUAAAGGAAAUUUAAACUCGAGGAAUCCGCCGGUUUCUGGUUCGUCAUGGAGUUACCCCAAAGGGAGAGGACGGCAGAGCUCAUAGAGGAGCUGACCACAUCUGGACAGGGUCAACUUAACCCGGACAAAAUGAAGGAGCUGAAGAAGAUCUGCAAAGUGUCGAAUGACUGCAUCGAUCACGUGUACCACUUGCUGAUGUCUCAGCUCAACCAAGACCACUGCGAGAUCCGACUGUCAGCCUUCCAGAUAGCCAGUGAGCUCUUUUCCAGAUCGCACCACUUCAGGACACUGCUGGUCGACAACUUUCAGGAGUUCUUGGAGCUGACUGUGGAGACGGACACGGAGCAGCCCCUCCCUCCUCCCAAAGAAGUAGCCAAGAAGCUGCGGUCACUGGCCAUCCAGACCGUCCAAUCAUGGCAAGCCUCUUAUGGCUCUGCUUACAAGAAACUGGCUCUGGGCUACCACUUCCUCAAACAGGUUAAAAAGGUGGACUUUCAGGAUCUCGAAGCAAGGACGAUAUCAGAGAGAAGGAGGGAGGAGGAAAGACAGAGGAAGAUGGAGAGGAUCUACAAAGCCAGAGUGGAGGCGGCGGCCAAAGAAAUGGAAGAGUCCUACCAGGAAAUGGAGUCGACGCUCACAGAGAUGGAGUCCUGCUUGAGGCUUCUCCUGCCCGAGUUUGGGGUGGCAGAUUUCCAGACGGACACCAGCAGCCACUCAAACACUCAGCCGGCCAGCGAGGGUCUGCCUGAUGUCCAGCAGCCCUGCUGCAGUAAAGCCCUGACGGACGUCGAGACAGAGUCAGGAAUACGAGGAAGAGAGGACGGGCCAGAGGAGGAGAACCGGACUCCAGCGGGAAAUAAAAACCAGGAUACAGGAAAUGAGGAAGAGGAGAAAACAUUUACAGAUUGUUCUGAUCCUCCUAAGAAAGGAACUGAAAACAAAGAACACAACAAGGAGGAGAAAAGACAGAGUGAAGUGAAAGAUGGGAGUGAGGAAGGAGAAAGUAGCGAGGAAGAGGAGUCUGUUGAGGAGUGUUUGCCUCUGAGGAGCUCUGGGCUCAUUUCUCACGCUUACAGUCUGGACCUGAACCUCAGUCCUGGUCUUCAUGUGAAGGAGACAGAAGACAACGAGGCGGUGGUUUCCACGGUGAUUGAGCUCCAUAAACUGAUCCAAACCAAACACCUUCCAGCUGUGCAGGGCUGGGUCCAGGUUUUCACAAAGUCGCGUGCCGACGAGCAGCUGCUGAGAAGAGCGCUGGACCUGAAGAGGUCUCUAGAGGGCGCUGUUCAGAAGCACAAAGAACUUCACAUCGACUACCAGACCAGAUCCUGCAGAGAGAAGACGGACACCUCAGAUGACGACGACGACGAUUUUGACGAAGUGCCAGAAAAAGAAGGCUACGAGCCGCACAUUCCCGAGCAUAUGCGUGCCGAGUACGGUCUGGAUCCUUCUCCGUCCACCUCCACCGCCCAACCUAAGCAGAAAAGGCCUCCUGUUAAACGACCCGCGCCUCCUCCACCUCAAACCACCUCCCGGCGUCUGAUGAGACUUUUAGAAGAACAACAGGAUCCCACCUCUGCAGCUGCCACUCUGAGCCUCCUCAGGCAGAAGAUCUCUCUGCCCCACCAGUCAAGCAGCUCCUCUGGAGCCGCUUCUUCUUCUUCUCAGAGCGCUUCAGGCCAACAGGCAGCUCAGGCUCCAGUGGUUCCGUUCGGUUUGGACCUCUACUACUGGGGUCAGGAGCAGCCCAACGCUGGCAAAAUCAUCAAGUCAGCCUCACAGCAUCAGUUCUGGGUUCCUGCAGAGGUGGAGGAGGAGGUGGAGAACAAGGAGCUGUUGGAACAGAGCAAGAGCCGAUACAUCUCCUUCCCCGGGAGGUUCGUCCCUGUCAGUCACUUCUGCCGGGCGCCGCUGGGGAGCGGGAAGCUGUGCCAGCGGCAGGACCGCCUCAAGUGUCCCUUCCACGGCCCCAUCAUCCCCCGAGACGAGGAGGGCCGACCCUGCAGGCCAGAAGACCGGCAGAGGGAGGAGCAGGAGGAGAGGAGGAAGAGGGAGCAGGAGCCUGACUGGCGAGAUGCGGAGCUGAUGCGCGACAUCGAGGCAGCGACGGGGGAGGACCUGGGCUCCGAUCGCUUGGGCGGGAAAAAGAAGAAAGGGAAGAAGAAGAAGAAGUACCCCAACCUGAGCGACCUGAAGCAGAGCAGCGACACGUCCCGGUCCAGACUGGAGAGGAAAGUCUUCAACAAGAGCACCAUGCGCAGAGUGGCUCAGGUGCUGAGCAAAGCCGACAGGAGGAAACACGACAAGUUCUCCAAUCAGUUCAACUACGCCCUCAACUGAGCCGCAGGUCUCCACCGCCAGACCCCUCCCACCUGAGACCUGCACUUCUGUGGCAUGAGGAAGACAUGAUCGCCAUGACGACGGAGAGUCAAACUGUUCUUUAACAACUAAACUUUGGUGCUCUGGUCUUAUUAAAUGGAAUGUCAUACAUGUGGGAUGAUUUGAUUGGAUGUUAGAAGAAGUUCAGGGAUCUACACCUCAAAGUCCUGAUGAAGAUCCAUCAGCAGCAAUUUACCAACUUUUAAGCUACUUUUUGUUGUCGUUUUUCUCCUACUGAUUAUGUUUUCGCUUAUUUUCCCGCUCAAAUGAAGUUGAUGUUUCAUUGUUUAAAUUAAAAAUGACUUAUACUUCCCAACACAUUUACGUAAAUUGUGUAUUUUUUACUCAAAAGUUUCUACUUGACACUAAAAUAUCAGAUUAGUCCUGUUCAAUGAUAAAUACUUAAAGUUAUUUAAAAAAAAAUAGAAACAUUUGAUUUUCUUUUACAUAAAUAACAUCUGUAUACCCUGUCAAAGGUCUGAACUGUUCUGCUUCACUAAAUAUUCUAAAACUUGC